Messenger RNA from Arabidopsis arenosa, 2249 nucleotides. Lineage: Eukaryota; Viridiplantae; Streptophyta; Magnoliopsida; Brassicales; Brassicaceae. The record is from the annotation of a GenBank genome assembly.
AGAUUCUCAGUUUUAAUUUCACUUUCUUCUUCACAUCCACUCAUCAUCAUUGCUCUCUCCGGCGACAACGAAAACUAAACACUUCGCCGUCACACACUCUCUCUCUCUAAUCUCCGGCGAUGGAGAGUUUUGCUCUUCACUCUCUCUCCACCACCGCCACUUCCACCUUACUCUCCCAUCAUCAUCAUCAUCCCUCACGUCUCUCUCUUCUCCGUCGCACCUCCUCGAGAUCUCCGCCUUCAACAAUCUCCCUCCGAUCUCUCUCCGUUCAACCUAUCUCCUUCCCUCUCCUCAAACCAAUUCCUCGAUUCUCCACACGAAUAGCCGCCGCACCACAAGACAACGCUCCUCCUCCUCCUCCUCCUCCCCCAUCUCCGUCUCCGUCUCCUCAAGGAGCGAAACUCAUUCCUCUAAUCCUCUCAAUCUCCGUCGGUCUCAUCCUCCGAUUCGCUGUUCCUCUACCAGAAGGAGUCACGCCACAAGGCUGGCAAUUACUCUCCAUCUUCCUCUCAACAAUCGCUGGUCUCGUCCUUAGUCCUCUCCCAGUCGGAGCUUGGGCUUUCAUUGGCCUCACCGCUUCAAUCGUCACCAAAACGCUUUCUUUCUCCGCGGCUUUCUCAGCUUUCACAAGCGAGGUUAUCUGGUUGAUCGUUAUCUCUUUCUUCUUCGCUCGUGGAUUCGUCAAAACAGGUCUUGGUGAUAGAAUCGCUACUUACUUUGUGAAAUGGCUUGGGAAGAGUACUUUAGGUCUUUCUUAUGGGCUCACGCUUAGUGAGGCUUUGAUUGCUCCUGCAAUGCCUAGUACCACUGCUAGAGCUGGUGGCAUUUUCUUGCCCAUCAUCAAGUCUCUCUCGCUAUCUGCUGGAAGUAAACCGGGUGAUUCUUCUUCUAGGAAAUUAGGGUCUUACUUGAUCCAAUCUCAAUUUCAGUGCGCCGGAAACUCUAGUGCUCUUUUCUUGACUGCUGCAGCUCAAAAUUUGCUGUGUCUCAAGUUAGCUGAGGAGCUUGGAGUAGUGAUCUCAAACCCGUGGGUUUCUUGGUUUAAGGCUGCUAGUCUACCUGCAAUCAUAUCACUUCUUUGUACUCCAUUUAUCCUCUAUAAGCUUUAUCCUCCAGAAACCAAAGACACACCGGAUGCUCCAGGUAUUGCUGCAACGAAACUCAAGCAAAUGGGCCCUGUCACUAAAAACGAAUGGAUCAUGGUCAGUACAAUGCUUCUUGCUGUCACUCUUUGGAUCUGCGGAGAGACUCUCGGAAUACCAAGUGUUGUAGCUGCCAUGAUCGGUCUCUCCAUACUUCUUCUGCUUGGUGUCCUCAAUUGGGACGAUUGCCUAAGCGAAAAAUCGGCAUGGGACACAUUAGCAUGGUUUGCUGUCUUGGUGGGAAUGGCAGGACAGCUCACAAACCUCGGUGUUGUAACAUGGAUGUCUGAUUGUGUAGCCAAAAUUCUCCAAUCUCUCUCCUUGGGUUGGCCUGCUGCGUUUUGGCUUCUUCAAGCAGCGUACUUCUUCAUUCACUAUCUUUUUGCAAGCCAAACCGGUCACGUUGGAGCGCUUUUCUCAGCUUUCCUUGCUAUGCAUAUAGCAGCAGGUGUUCCGGGCAUUCUAGCUGCACUUGCUUUAGCUUACAACACCAAUCUUUUUGGUGCUUUAACUCACUACAGUAGCGGUCAAGCCGCUGUCUACUUUGGAGCGGGUUAUGUUGAUCUGCCUGAUGUAUUCAAGAUUGGAUUCGUGAUGGCUACGAUUAAUGCGAUAAUUUGGGGAGUAGUUGGAACUUUCUGGUGGAAAUUUUUGGGUAUGGCUUUUGGUACUGGAAGUGCAGUUGCACACAGGGCUGUUGAUUCUGUGAUGGGUCCACGAACCAUUCAACAUGAAGCUGUUGAGGCUGCUUCUGCAUCUCCAGCUCUUGCUGGAAGCUCCAUGCUUUCUAGCACCUGUGACAUUCAUGCUAAGGCUUUCCAAGAUUGCAUUGGCAGCUAUGGAAGCGAGAUUAGCAAAUGUCAGUUCUACAUGGACAUGUUGUCCGAGUGCAGGAAGAACUCUGGUUCCGUGAUUGGUGCCUAGAGUUCCAUUUCUCAUUUGUUUUGUCUAAAAAUUAUCCAGCUGUGCUGAUGCUGAGAAUUUGGAUUUGAUCAAAUAACAGUAUUUUGUUCCCAGAACCAGAAACUGCAUGUUUGAAGUCUUAUUAUGGGUACUCGUUUGUAAGACUUGGGUUCUAUCCCUUUCUAAUCAAAUAAUGCAAGUUUU